Messenger RNA from Acyrthosiphon pisum (pea aphid), 1599 nucleotides. Its product is annotated as ring canal kelch homolog. Gene Ontology annotation, molecular function: protein binding. NCBI's taxonomy places the organism in Eukaryota, Metazoa, Arthropoda, Insecta, Hemiptera, Aphididae. Bases 203 to 1525 code for a protein of 440 amino acids. The record is from RefSeq and is a predicted model, not a curated record. The transcript has 9 exons.
UUUCUUAUUAAUAAAAGCGUUUUAUUGAUGAUUUAUAAACAUAAUUUAUUAAAAUUGAUCCUUAUUUUUGGUUGAGUGCGGUACACGCGGCUGUGCCACACUAACAAUUCGUAUUAAUAAUUUGAAUUUACUUCAAAAUCAAUUUUAGGAUAACAUUUUAGACCUAGAUCUUCAAAGUACUGGACAUAUUAUACUAUUAGCAAUGCAAAAUACAAAGCAACUUCCGGAACUCAGUCGAUGUGAACCAGCUAACUACAAGUAUAAGAAAUCGUCGAAUGUGGAGAUUUAUGAUGUGCUACAAUCCUUGAGGAAAGAUGAGAUUCUUUGUGAUAUUAAACUAAAAACAGACGAUGGUGGAGUUAUAUUCGGCCAUAAAGUGGUGCUAGCAUCGGCUUGUCCAUAUUUUCUUGCAAUGUUCACACAUUUUUCAGAAAAAAAUCAAGAUCAAGUUACUAUCAGUCAGUUGGACUCCAGUGCCUUACAGCUCUUAAUAGACUUUAUUUAUUCUGGAGAAAUCUUGAUCACUGAAAAUAAUGUACAAGAUUUGCUACCAGCAUCAAAUCUUUUACGAUUACAAGAAGUCAAAAACGCAUGUUGUGACUUUCUACAUUCUCAACUAUGUCCUACAAAUGUUAUUGGGAUAAAUGCGUUAGCUGAUUUAUAUGGCUGUAUACAAUUGUCAAAAAGUUCAGAAUUAUAUUUUCAUCAACACUAUUCAGACGUGGUAAAAGAAGAAGAGUUCUUAUCCUUGUCUUCGGAACAAAUUAUCAAGUUGAUCGCUAGUGAGGAACUUACAGUUCCAUCUGAAGAAAAAAUAUUUGAAAGUGUUAUUCGGUGGGUAAAAUAUGAUUUGGCUUCCAGAAAACAAAUUUUGCCCAAAUUAAUGGACCAUGUUCGUUUACCAUUAACAUCGAAAGAUUACUUAUCAAAAAAAGUUGUUGACGAACCUCUUCUUAAUAAUUGUUUUAAAUGUAAAGAUUACGUAUUUGAAGCAUUACGUUUUCAUUUACUUAAGUCAGACAAACUUAACACCAUUCCACAUAGCAUACGGACAAAACCUAGGCAGGGUAGUAGUGGUUCAGAUAAAGUAAUUUUAGUGGUUGGUGGAUUAGGAAUUGGGAGCCAUAUAUUAGAUAGUACAGAAUGGUAUAACCCUAAAAUCAACCAAUGGCAGCCUGGACCAAAAAUGAUUACACCAAGUUUGUGGGGUGGUCUAGCUGUAGUAAAUGAUAAUUUUGUGUUACAUAUGGGUGGUAGAAUUUCCAAAUCAACUUUAAAAUCAGUUGAUGGGAUAGAUUUAUCUUCAGAAUUACCUCAUUGGAGACCAACCACCAAAAUGUUAGUUAAACGACGACGUUUUGGAGUUGCUGUGAUAAAUUAUUAUAUAUAUGCCGUUGGCGGCUCUGAUGGCAAAAAUGUUUUAAAUAAUUCAGAAGUUUUUGACUGCAGAACUCGAGAAUGGCAUAUGAUAUCUAUUUUUAUAAUAUGUCUACUAGACGAUAUGGUCAUGGGCUUGGAGUACUGAAUAAUCUUUUAUAUGCGGUAGGAGGAUUUUCUUCAAAUACAUUAAAAUCCGUCGAAUGUUACCAUCCCAGUCUU